UGUUCAGUGAAUCACGUUAUCGACGCUGCUCAUAAAGGCGAUUCCGAUAUUGUUCUUAUACCACGUCCGACCGAAUGCGGAUCAGACCCUCUUGCAUGGUCUAGAUGGAAGAAAUGGUACCAGCUUUUCCUGCUAGCGCUAUAUGCGUGCGCGUUCUCGUUUGGAGAAAAUACCCUUGGUGCGGCAUAGACUACUGUCUCUGAGGAUAUCGGUGUAUCGCUCGUCAACAUGAAUGGAGGCAGUGCACUCAACUACCUGCUCCUUAGUCUCUGUAACAUCUGGUGGAUCAGCACGGCAAACAAAGUUGGCCGACGCCCAGUGUUCCUGCUUACCACUGAUAUAUUGUAUGGCUGGCUUGUGGCAAGGCCGUGCUCAUGGCACUGCUCAGUGGUUUUUAUCAAACAGUUUGAAUGGUGUCGGUACUAGUGCCUACCAAGCUGUUAUCCAGCUGUAAGUAUUUGAUAUGUUCUUCGCUCACGAGCGAGGUAUGACGCUAUCAUUCUACUUGUUUGGCCAGCAGCCCGGCAGUAUACUUGGCCUGAUCACUGGCGGUAUCAUCUCGGACCAACUCGGCUGGAGAUGGACACAAUACUGUGUUGCGAUGAUCGAUGCAGGUGUCUUGGUGCUUCUGUUCUUCACUUUUGAGGAAACUUUGUUUCCCAGAUUCAUCUUCGAGAAAAUACAAGGAGUCCUUCCUGUGACCGAAGGCCGAUCAAGCCCUGCAGAGCUGAGCGGCGGCAAUAGCGAUCUCGACGAGAAGGACGUCAACCGCGUUGUUACUGUGCAAUCAAACAGUCACGAUAUCCAGCAACGGGAUCUUCCUCGCCGAACCUACGCGCAGGAGCUCAAGCUUUGGGUAUACUUCCCAGAAAACAAGACAACAUACAUGCAAUACUUUCGACGCCCAUUUGCUCUAUUCCUUUCCCCGAACGUCGUCAUCUCUGGCUGCAUAUUUGCUCUUGGCUGUACAGCCGUUAUUGUCUCGUUUUACACCAUCUCCGAGAUCCUGACCGAACCACCUUACGAUUGGAGCACGUCUUCCACAGGCCUCGUCUUUCUUGCCGCCCUUAUUGGUAACUUCGUGGGAUGGUUGACCGGAGUUCUCUCCGACCAGAUUGUCAUCCGUUUGUCGCGAAGAAACGGUGGUGUGAAAGAGCCGGAGAUGCGUCUGUGGACGUUGUGCUUCUCAUUCGUCUAUGCUGCUGUCGGGUACAUGAUGUAUGGCUGGGGGGCUCAGACUGGAGCUCACUGGAUGACGAUCGCCUUCGGAGUCGGUUGUAUGAUCGCUCACCAAGUCUCGGCUUGCUCAAUCGCUAUAACAUACGCUUUGGAAUGCUUUCCAGGCAUCGGAGGAGAACUGGUCGUCGUACUCGCUAUUUGCUCUUCCUGCAUAAAUUUUGCUAUAAGCUACAGCGUGCAGCCGUUCACCGAAGCAGCAGGUUAUGGUUACACCUUCCUCUUUUUCGGCCCCUGCGUUCUAUACUCUAUGCUCUAUGCUCUAUGCUCUAUGCUCUAUGCUCUAUGCUCUAUGCUCUAUGCUCUAUGCUCUAUGCUCUAUGCUCUAUGCUCUAUGCUCU
This is a messenger RNA of Aureobasidium subglaciale EXF-2481, 1577 nucleotides long. RefSeq lists its product as uncharacterized. Gene Ontology annotation, biological process: transmembrane transport. The record is from RefSeq and is a predicted model, not a curated record. Gene Ontology annotation, molecular function: transmembrane transporter activity. The annotation marks the transcript as partial. The transcript is spliced from 3 exons. NCBI's taxonomy places the organism in Eukaryota, Fungi, Ascomycota, Dothideomycetes, Dothideales, Saccotheciaceae.